Paramecium sonneborni is the source of this 343-nucleotide messenger RNA. NCBI's taxonomy places the organism in Eukaryota, Ciliophora, Oligohymenophorea, Peniculida, Parameciidae. The record is from the annotation of a GenBank genome assembly.
GAGAAAGAUUCAAAAAAGUAUUUUUUUAUUAGUUUUAUAGUGAAAAGUGGGUUUAUUUUAAUUAAAGUAAUUAAUUGCAUUAAAUCAUGCAGUGAAUGAAAAGAUUGAAAUUUUUAAUUUGUGGUAAAUGGUGUGUGAAUGUGAAAGGUUGGACAUAAAAGGUUUAAAAGAAUGGAUUGAGUAGAAAUUGAGAGUAUAUGGAGAGUAAAUAUUUAUAAAUUUAAAAAGUUGUUACAACUAAUUUAAUAAAAAAAGAUUAAUUAGUAUAUUUAUAUAUUUAUAGCAUUAACAUUAUUUAAUCAAGAAUUGACUCUUGGUAAUACAAAGCUAUAUUAUGUUUAGU